Durio zibethinus is the source of this 3673-nucleotide messenger RNA. NCBI's taxonomy places the organism in Eukaryota, Viridiplantae, Streptophyta, Magnoliopsida, Malvales, Malvaceae. The record is from RefSeq and is a predicted model, not a curated record.
UCUCUUCCUUCUUAAUUAGUAAUUUAUUUUCUUUAAUUUCUUAUUAAUCCUUUUUAUUAGUAGUUUAAUAAUUUUGUGCUCGAAUCUGCUUUGAUCGAUCUCUAAAACCAGGGAAAUUUACUUUUUUUUUCUCGGAAACUUUGUUUUAUUUUGAAGUGAUUCCUGCUUGCUAGUUCUUGAUCUUCUUGUUUAACUUGCUAUAAAGUCCUUAAUUAAGGUUAUCUGUUGAUUCUGUUGGGUUCUUAUUUUUCUAAUUCGAGUUCGAUUACACUAUGGGAGUUUCAAUGCGUGUGAUCAAUCUUGGAAUGAACUUUGAUUAGUAGUUCAGUUCAAGUAGUGGGGUGAUUUGAUCGCUAAUAUGUGCUAUUAAAGUGCAACAAUUUUAGGUUUAGCUAGACAUUCUCGGUUUAGUAGGUUGGUUCCAAAAUUAGGGUUUCUUUGGUGUGUGUGUGUGUUUGUGUGUGGUGGUGGGGAGGGGGAACAGUUAAAGAAAUUUCUUUCUUUAAAUUGUGGGGAUUAAUCUUGGAAAUCUCUGGGGGCUUUUUUCACAGUGUUUCCAGUCUUGGUUGAUUUAUCUGAAUGGAAUACUGUUUGAAAAGUUGAAACUUUGUUCUCUUGAAGCAUGGACAAUACGAAUUCUAAUAUUUGUUAUCUGCUUUCUCUAUUAUACAUUGUUUAUAGAUCUCUGCAUCAAAUUGUUGAGGGCGUAUUUAUUAUUAGAAAGGCCUGGCUCUGGAUAGCUAUUUAGACUCCAGCCACCAAGGGGCGUUGCCUCCUAUGGCACCUUCUGGGGUGGCUGGUGGGUUAACCCAAUCUUCCUCAAGUUCUGGAAUUUUCUUCCAAGGAGAUGGGCAGUCCCAGGCUGUAGUUAACUCUCGCUUGAGCUCACCUUAUGAGAACUCAUCUAAUUCAAUUCCUGGAACUGGGCGUCCUAAUCUGGGUCCGGUUUCGGGGGACAUGAACAGUGCGGUGUUGAACAGUGUGGCAAACUCAGGACCUAGUGUUGGGGCAAGUUCUUUAAUCACAGAUGCAAAUUCGGCAUUGUCGGGGGGUCCCCACUUGCAGAGAAGUGCUAGCAAUAAUACAGAUUCAUAUAUGCGCUUACCAGCAUCACCCAUGUCAUUUUCUUCCAACAAUAUAAGCAUGUCAGGUUCAUCGGUUGUUGAAGGAUCCUCUGUAGGCCAGCAAGGCACUCAUCAAGACCCAAAUGUACAACAAAGGCAGCAGAGUCAACAGCUGCAGCAAGGGGCCUCAAGUGCUACGUCUUUGCCCACAUCACAAACUGGACAAGUUUCACUUCCCUUGGGUCCACGAGUCCCCUUGAUGCAAGACCCUAGUAAUCCAUCCCAGGUGCAGAGGAAACCUCGAUUAGAUAUCAAGCAAGAAGACAUUCUGCAGCAGCAGGUGUUGCAACAGCUGCUGCAAAGACAGGAUUCCAUGCAGUUACAAGGUCGAAACCCUCAGUUACAAGCUUUGAUCCAGCAGCAGAGACUUAGGCAACAGCAACAGCAACAGCAACAGUUUUUGCAGUCAAUGCCACCAUUUCAGAGAGCCCACUUGCAGCAGCAGCAGCAGCAGCAGCAGCAGCAGCAACAACAACAACAACAAAUGCAGUUGAGGCAGCAUUUGCAACAACAGGGCAUGCAGCAAGUAGCUGCAAUGAAGCGUCCCUUUGAUGGUGGUGUAUGUGCUCGUCGGCUAAUGCAAUACCUGUAUCACCAACGGCAAAGGCCACUUGAAAAUACUAUUGCAUACUGGAGGAAAUUUGUGGCGGAGUAUUAUUCUCCUCGUGCAAAGAAAAGGUGGUGUUUAUCACGAUAUGAUAAUGUUGGGAGUCAUGCACUUGGUGUUUUCCCUCAAGCAGCUAUGGAUGCUUGGCAGUGUGACAUAUGCAGGUCUAAGUCUGGAAGGGGGUUUGAGGCAACUUUUGAAGUACUCCCCAGACUUAAUGAAAUCAAAUUUGGCAGUGGCGUAAUGGAUGAGCUUCUGUUUCUGGACUUGCCUCAUGAGUGUAGAUUUCCUUCUGGAAUAAUGAUGUUGGAGUAUGGAAAAGCAGUUCAGGAGAGUGUAUAUGAGCAGCUUAGAGUUGUUCGUGAGGGUCAGCUUCGCAUCAUAUUCACUCAGGACUUAAAGAUAUUGUCUUGGGAGUUUUGUGCGCGUAGACAUGAAGAACUUUUUCCUCGUCGUUUAGUUGCACCUCAGGUAAACCAGUUACUUCAGGUGGCACAAAAAUGCCAGAGCACAAUUUCUGAAGGUGGAUCUGAGGGGGUUUCUCAGCAGGACUUGCAAACAAACAGCAAUAUGGUCCUGACAGCUGGACGACAGCUUGUGAAGAGUUUGGAGUUGCAAUCGCUGAAUGACUUGGGUUUUUCAAAAAGAUAUGUGAGAUGUUUGCAGAUUGCCGAGGUUGUUAACAGCAUGAAGGAUCUUAUAGAUUUUUGUCGAGAACACAAGGUUGGGCCAAUUGAGGGCUUAAAAAACUAUCCUCGACAUGCCAAUGCUGCCAAACUCCACAUGCAAAAAAUGCAGGAAAUAGAGCAGCUAGCAAAUGUUCAGGGUCUGCCAACUGACAGGAAUACCCUCAAUAAGCUGAUGGCAUUGCAUCCUGGAAUAAAUAAUCCACUGGGCAACAAUCAUCAUAUGGCUGGUCGAGGAACUUUAAGUGGUUCAGCACAAGCUGCUUUGGCACUUACUAACUUCCAGAAUCUUCUUAUGAGGCAGAAUUCAAUGAAUUCAAACCCUAAUUCACUUCAUCAGGAAGCUUCAUCUUCCUUCAAUAAUUCUAACCAGAGUCCAUCUUCAAAUUUCCAAGGGCCUGCUACCUUGUUAUCUGCAUCCAUGCAGACCCUGCCUGUUAGUGGCUUAUCAAGUCCCCAUUUUCCAGCUCAGCAGGAGCAACUGCUGCAGCAUACAUCGAGCGCUAAUAACUUAAUCCAACAGAACCAUCCACAGUCCUCUCAGGGUAACCAGGCUUUACAACAACAAAUGAUCCAACAGUUUCUCCAUGAGAUGUCUAAUAACAAUACGGGAGUUCAACAGCAGUCACUGAGUGAGCAGAAUGUGAAUGGGAGUGUGGGAAGAAAUGGAGUUGGCCUUGGAAACAACAACACUGCUCCGGCUGCAGCUACCUCUAAUGUGUCAGGAAGUGUUGCAGGGCCUGCAUCGAGUCGAAGCAACAGUUUUAAAGUUGCUUCAAACAGUGACACUGCGGCAGCUGGUGACAACAAUGGAUUCAACCAGAGAGCACCUGAUUUACCUCAGAAUCUCCAUCUGCAGGAUGAUAUAGUUCCGGAUAUAGCUCAUGAGUUUGCGGAAAAUGGGUUCUUUAACAGUGACCUUGACGAUAAUAUGGGUUAUGUCUGGAAGGCAUGACUAAUAUACUUUGGCCCGAUUAAUAGCUUCUGUUGGGUGAGCAUUGGGCAAAUCGUUGUACAGUAUGUUUGAAAGAGCUGCCCUUUUUCUUCUCUAUUUUUUUCCUUUCUUUGUAGCCCUCUCUAAUUUUGCAUUGUUGUGACAUCACUUUCUUUGUGCUUCAGUAGGUAUUUAGUUAUCCUUUUUCCUUUAUUUUAUUUUUUUUAAGGUCUUCUCGUUUUCAAGUCUUGCAAGUGUAAUCUAUUGGACGAACUUGAGAACAGAUUCAGUCUCUUACUAAUAUGAUAUUUACAUGUUUCAC